Molecule: messenger RNA, 2180 nt
Organism: Durio zibethinus
Lineage: Eukaryota; Viridiplantae; Streptophyta; Magnoliopsida; Malvales; Malvaceae
Product: endoglucanase 2-like
Biological process (GO): carbohydrate metabolic process
Molecular function (GO): hydrolase activity, hydrolyzing O-glycosyl compounds
Source: RefSeq, a predicted model, not a curated record
AGCAAACGACAAGCCGCCUUGUCUUCCUGGCUUCACCUGCGGCAUUGUCCGGUUGUCCACAAGGGUAUCACUCUUCGGCCACAUGCCGACCCUCCAUUCGACUGGGACUUCAGGGAUCCAAUGGCUUAUCUGACUCAGCUGCAUUCAUGCAUAAAAAUUAUCAGGCAUUUUUAGUAGGAGAAGAAUAGAAGAUACUUGAACUUUGUUUUCAAUCUGAUUCCCAGAUUAGAUUCUUGCAUUGUUCGGUCGUGUCGUCACCCUGAAAGCUCCAUUCUGUUUCCGUUUUGGAGCUUUGGACUGACUUAACAAUGUGGGAUUACUUUUUCUGUGGCGAAUAUUCGUUUCCAUGUUUUUGUUGGAAAGAUUAUUACACCUUUGCCUGAAGCAGAAGGGAUUUCAAAGACUGAAUGGGAGGGAAGGAGGGCGAGGCUUCGAAAUCCAGGGGCCUGUUUUGGAGGUUGCUAGUUUUACUAAUUGCAGCUCUUGUAGUAACAACAGCUGUACUCACUAUUUUAAGGGACUUUCAUUAUUUCAAGAAACAUGGAGUUCCAAGUGAUCACCCCAUCAACAAGAAAUAUGCUGAUGCUCUUGAAAUAGCUCUUCAAUUCUUUGACGUACAAAAAUCUGGCAAGUUAGUGGAUAACAGGAUUUCUUGGAGAGGGGACUCGGGGCUGCAAGAUGGGAGUGAAGGGAAUUUGGAUCUAUCAAAAGGAGUGUUCGACGCUGGAGAUGCAAUGAAAUUCGGUUUUCCAAUGGCAUUCACUGCCACAGUGCUGUCAUGGGCGAUUCUAGAGUAUGGUGAUCAGAUGAAUGCUGCGAAGCAACUGGGAUAUGCACAGAACUCGCUUAGGUGGAUCACAGAUUACCUUAUCCAUGCACACCCUUCUGAAAAUGUGCUUUAUAUCCAGGUGGGAGAUCCAGAAUUAGACCACAAAUGUUGGGAAAGACCUGAAACCAUGUCAGAGACAAGGCCUAUAAUACAGGUUAACACAUCUUUGCCUGGAACAGAAGUUGCGGCGGAAACAACUGCAGCUAUGGCGGCAGCAUCCCUGGUUUUUAAGAAAAGUGACCCCGUUUAUUCCAAUUUGCUCCUUAUGCAUGCUCGGCAACUCUUCACUUUUGCUGAUACUUACAGAGGUUCUUACAGCAUCAGUGUUCCUCAAGUGCAGAAAUUCUACAAUUCCACAGGAUAUGGAGAUGAACUGCUGUGGGCUGCUUCGUGGCUUUAUCAUGCUACAGGAUACGAAUCAUACUUGAGAUAUGUAACCGAGCUAAAUGGACAAAAUUUUGAUAAUUGGGGGAGUACAACUUGGUUCAGCUGGGAUGACAAGCUUGCUGGAGCUCAGAUCCUGCUGUCCAGGAUAAUCUUCUUUGGUGCCAAAGAUAUUCCAACAGUCCAGAACCUAUAUCUCCAGAUGUACAGGAAAACAGCUGAGGCUGUCAUGUGUGGUCUUCUACCAGAUUCACCAACGGCCACAUCAAACAGAACAGAUGGUGGCCUAAUAUGGGUCACGGAAUGGAACUCACUGCUGCAUCCUGUGGCUUCUGCAUUCCUAGCUAUUCUUUAUAGUGAUUACAUGCUCACGUCGCAAACUGAAACACUAUAUUGCAGUGGGAAUUCCUACAAGCCAGCUGAUCUUCGCAAGUUUGCUAUUUCUCAGGCAGAUUAUGUGUUGGGAGCAAAUCCCAUGAAGUUAAGCUAUCUUGUUGGUUAUGGGAGCAGGUACCCCCAAUAUGUACACCAUAGGGGAUCUUCAAUUCCAGUGGAUGCUGAUACUGGCUGCAAAGAUGGAUUCAAGUGGCUUUAUUCAGACAAUCCCAAUCCAAAUAUAGCUGUUGGAGCACUUGUUGGUGGCCCUUCUCUGAAUGAUUCCUAUUCUGAUACUCGAAACAAUACACAACAGGGUGAGCCAAGCACAUAUAACUGUGCCCUCUUGGUUGGCCUUCUCUCUGGCCUGCUCACCACUUCAUCUGUGGCUAAAUCUUAUACAUAGAAACAUCAACACCUGUAAAUAGUUUUGAUCUUGUAAAUAGUUGUUAGAUACAUGAAAAAAAAAAAAAUUCCUCAACUUUCUCUUGGGCUAUCUGAUAUUUUUCUGGUUUUUGAAUGGAAUCUUUAGCAUUUUCUUGGUUAACCGGCUGGUUCAAGAUUUUUUUUUUUUUUUAAUAUAGUGAGAUUA